AUGAGACACUAUUCUACGGCGUAAGUCGACUGUGCGGACAUCGAAAAAACAAAAAUUAUAUUGCUUUAGCCUAAAAAAUGCGGGUUAUGACGUUACUGUGCUCGAUACUUCGAAUGAAAAGCCCAAACAGUAUCCUGGAGUAUCCGUGAAGCAAUUUUACAUCCCACCGGAUUUUUCUGGCCGAAAAGAAGCCAUUAUUCGUUUCUUGACCAAGCCUUAUAAUGGGUUCUCAAUGGUGAACGCUCAAGUUGAUGGGAAUAAGUUUAUGAUGGAACUGAUUGAGCAAAAGUGGGGUGAGGUGAGCUGACAACGUCUUUAUUUUGUUAGCACUGAUGCGAUAAGUUAUAUUAUUAACAUUUUCACUUUUUUUGGAAAUUUUGGUCAAAAUUCACUGCACUGUGCGGUAGGCUUGAGGAAGCCUACUGCACUGUGCGAAAGAAAAAAGGUGAUUUCUCAGUUGAAGCCGGAAUAAUUUUUUCUGAAUUGCAGGUUAUAAUAUUUGUCUAGCUGUAUUUUCUCGUUCGCCUUUCGGCAAAGUUUGCUAUUUUUUCUUUGCACGGUGCAAAACGCUGUUUUAUUACUUAUUGCACUGUGCGAUAAAAAGACUGUUCUUCAGCGAUGCAAAAAAAAAUUCUUCUCACAACCAAAAUGCCAAUAUGUUCAGAAGCUAUUAAAUUUACUGUGUAACAAAGCUACAAGUCAAAAAAAUAAUUGCACAGUGCAAAAUUUUACUUUUUUGUGCAAAUAUGACAUCUUUGAAAAUCCCAAAUUUUUUCAGCUCUCAGCGCUCCUUGCGACUCCAUACGACCUCAUUGUUAUUGAUGACAUCCCAUGUGUCCAUUGUGCGGUAAUCUCAUCCGUUUUGAAUCGCAUACAUGGCUCAAAAGUCGUACUAUUUUCCACCACCAAACCGCUGGAUUACAAUAUGAUUUUGCUCGGAUUGAGUGCGUAAACUGAGAAAAAAUUAACAAAUAUCGUAUUUUACAGCAAAAAGUAUCGCGAUUAGCCCAUACAUUUUUACUGUGAUGCCAAGAAAUUCCGAUGACAUAAUGGAUUUUAGAAAAUUUAAAGACCGAAUAAGCAAUAUUAAGUUGUGGGUUUAUGAGAUUUAUGGCUUCUUAAUGACAGGUAGGUUGAAUAAAGGCUUUACGAUACAUUUUUUUCCAGAAAAAUGUUUUGAAUGACCCUUUUUUCAGACGAAGCCUCCACGAUUUCCUCUGCAAAUUACCUUGGGUUGCCGGCUUUUCAAUGGUCAUCCUUUUAUCAGAAAAUUGGCUUAUCGGUUAUCGAAUCGAUUGAUUAUAACAUCUGGCCAAUACCGAGUAAGUGGCUCUAGGGGAGUCUUGUAAAUCCGCAUUCAACGAAUACAAAUGUUGUUAUUCACCUAAUCGGGAGAAGUCUCUCUUUAAUUGACGCUUAAUUUUUCAAAAAUUUGUUAGCAUAGGACACAAUUCCUGAAGAUUUUGUCUUGCGCUUUGCAUGGGAAGCCGAGAUUUUAGCGAUCCUUACGGCCGAGAUAUAGUACGAGAAACGCGGAGAGCGGUCAGGGAGAAAAGCCCUUUUUUGGCCAUGUCUUUACCAGUUUCAUGGUAACAUUGCCCUCUGUAGAAAUAAGAAUUCAUCUGUCAUUUCAGCGUUGCCAAUGAUAAAGCACACCGGGAUCCACUGUGAACGACCCAACUUCUCCAAAAUCCCACAAGAUCUCAAAGUUUUCAUCGAAGACCCCGCAUCAAAAGGAACAAUUUACAUCGCGUUUGGCAGCUACAUUGACUUCACAUAUGCCCCUGAACAUCUUAUCGAAGCGUUGGUGAAUGGAGUCCAGCGCUUGUCUGAGUAUCGAGUAGUUGUUUCGGUGAAAAUCAACGGUACAAAGAUUGCAAAACAGCCGUACGUACGGUAUGUGGAGUGGUCACCGCAAAUCGAGAUCCUCAGUCAUCCCAAAACCAAGGCGUUUCUUACUCACGGAGGGCUGAAAAGGUGAGGAAAAGGGGGGAGGAUGCUGAGAAGUUUGGAUGAUUUUUCGCACAGAUCGGAAGGGAAGUAACAUAAAUGUGACGCUCAGAUUUUGAUGAAACUCGGGCACAAGAGAUAGAUUAAUUCUUCUAAAACAUUUUCGAGGUUCCUAGGACGCCUUUUGUAGAUACGGCCGAGAUUUUUUAGAUCAGAAGUUGACAAAUAGAGACUUUUUUUGCAAAUUUUGGUAUGAAAAGCUUUGACCUUAUUUCUAACGUAGAUUGUAAUGUUUCCACAAAACAUCAAUUUUUUCAGCACGAAACUAGCAUAG
Molecule: messenger RNA, 2284 nt
Organism: Bursaphelenchus xylophilus (pine wood nematode)
Lineage: Eukaryota; Metazoa; Nematoda; Chromadorea; Rhabditida; Aphelenchoididae
Source: the annotation of a GenBank genome assembly